AUGAAGGUCUUUGCGCAACUCGUUCCAUUGCUUACGUCUUUGGCUGUUGCAUCGCCCGUCGAUAUUACUCGAUCACAGCUGCACAGGCUAUUCGUUCGCCAGGACAUCCAGACACCAAUCAAUGCCUCUCUCCCAAAUGUCACAAUAUUCGCGACUGGAGGCACAAUCGCCUCGCAAGGUAGCACAAAUACACAAACAACUGGCUACUCAAUUGGCCUCGGAGUCCAACAACUAGUCGAUGCGGUGCCGGAACUGCUCAACAUCUCCAACAUUGCCGGAUACCAGGCCUCCAACGUACCUUCUGGAGAUAUCAACGAAACAAUCAGCUUGUACCUCGCACACAUGAUCAAUGAAGAGCUAGCAAAAGACCACAUUUCCGGCGUCGUCGUCACCCACGGCACCGACACCCUCGAGGAAACCGCCUUCUUCCUCGAAAGCACCAUCAACUCCACCAAGCCCGUCAUCGUCGUCGGCGCCAUGAGACCCGCCACCGCCCUCAGCGCCGACGGCCCACUGAACCUCUACCAAGCCGUCAAGCUCGCCGGCUCGCCCGCCGGACGCAACCGCGGCACCAUGAUUGUCCUCAACGACCGCAUCGGCUCCGCCUUUUACACCACCAAAAUGAACGCAAACUCGCUCGACACGUUUUACUCGACCGAAGCAGGCCAACUCGGCGUCUUCAUCAAUCAAGUGCCCUAUUUCUUCUUCCACCCCUCGGAGCCCGUCGGCCGCGUCGUCUUCGACCUCUCCAACGUCACCGAUCUGGUUCCCGUGCCCAUCUUGUACGCCCACCAGGACAUGCUGCUCGCGCUUUUCACCGCCUGCUACGACGCCGGCGCAAAGGGUAUCGUGUAUGCGGGUGUCGGCGCUGGAGGUGUCUCGAGCGCUGCAAGUGCAAGUGCAGAGGCGCUGUACAAUGCUACUGGUAUUCCCAUUGUUGCUAGUCAUAGGAGUCCAGAUGGCAUGGUUCCCCCGCCGAAUGGAGAUGACGAUUUCACCAUCCCCAGUGGGUUUUACAACCCCCAAAAGUCGAGGGUUUUGCUGCAGUUGGCCCUGACGUUGGGCUGGGGCGAAAAGCAGAUUAGAGAAUUAUUCGCAAAGGGGUAUCCCAUGCCUUGA
This is a messenger RNA of Bipolaris oryzae ATCC 44560, 1119 nucleotides long. RefSeq lists its product as uncharacterized. The transcript has a single exon. The coding region runs from base 1 to 1119 and encodes 372 amino acids. Lineage: Eukaryota; Fungi; Ascomycota; Dothideomycetes; Pleosporales; Pleosporaceae. The record is from RefSeq and is a predicted model, not a curated record. Gene Ontology annotation, molecular function: asparaginase activity.